Messenger RNA from Momordica charantia (bitter melon), 714 nucleotides. RefSeq names its product pathogenesis-related protein PR-1. Gene Ontology annotation, cellular component: extracellular region. The record is from RefSeq and is a predicted model, not a curated record. NCBI's taxonomy places the organism in Eukaryota, Viridiplantae, Streptophyta, Magnoliopsida, Cucurbitales, Cucurbitaceae.
AGAAGCAAUAUAUAAUUGCAACAAUAACAAUCACCAGCCCCCACCAAACAAUAAUCACAAUGCUGCUUCCGUUGCUCUUCCUGCUCCUCCUCACGCCCCAAGUUCUCUCUCACAACAUUUCUCAAACACCUGGUGUGCAACUCAAACCAAGCAACCGGAAGCCGCCCGACAACGAAACCAUCUACAGAGUGUCCAAGCAGCUCUGCUGGGGCUGCAUCACCGAGUCCAUAGAGUUCCUAUUCGCGCACAAUCUGAUCCGAGCGGCCAAGUUUGAGUUGCCACUGGCGUGGAACUUCCAGCUGGAGAAGUACGCGCGGUGGUGGGCAGGGCAGCGGAAGGGGGAUUGUAGGCUGCAGCACUCUUUCCCGGAAGACGAUUUCAAGCUGGGAGAGAACAUAUAUUGGGGGAGUGGGUCGGCGUGGAGGGCGGUGGAUGCAGUCACUGCGUGGGCUAGCGAAGUGAAGUACUAUACGUAUGCCACUAAUAGCUGCGAGGAGGGGCAGAUGUGCGGCCAUUACACGCAGAUUGUUUGGCGAAAUACGCGCACCAUCGGCUGCGCUCGUGUUGUUUGUGACGAUGGGGAUGUCUUCAUGACUUGUAAUUAUGAUCCCCCUGGCAACUAUGUGGGUCAGCGUCCUUACUGAAACUCAAGCUUACUAUUGUCGUGAAAUGAUAUAUACUUUUUGCUUAAAUACUAGACUUAUAUCAAUUAAA